AAGCUAUGAGCAAAGCAGGGGAAACUUCGAAGCCCAAACAUUAGAUCAAGGUAAGUGUAAUAAAUCUAAUGAUACAUUUCAUGUAUAUCUCUGGGUUAAAAAUUAAAUAGUUUGUGAGUUGCUAAUAUUUUUUUUAUUGAAGCUACUGUAGUGUAUGUAUAUGUAUUCGGAGAAUUUUGUGGUCUAUGCAUUUUUGUUUUUUCUAAUGUGUGGUCUAUGCAUUUUUACGUAGAUAGGAAAACUAUUGAUGUAAUUUAAUGAAUUUAUUACAAUAAUAUAUUCAAUUUGAAUAAAGACUUUCCAUUACUCAAAUGUUAUUACAUGUAUGUGAGUAAAUUAGUUAAUAAGUUGAAACAAUUACCAUAAUUUAAAGGAUUUUAGUUUGACUAACAUCAUACAGUAUUCUUCUCCCAAGUUUACCUUUGGGAGUUUAUACUUUAUAUAAAACCACCUUUCAGUACUUUUUCAAAUAUUUGUAUAUUUCACUACAAACUUACAGAAAAAGAUGAAUAAUCCAAAUAGAGAAAGCCCAAUUCACAUAAUUUUCAAAUUACUGCCAUUAAUCUUUUUCAUAAUCUUCUUAUCCACCGUUGUUUCAUCUCAUUCACCAUCCUACACCACUCACAAAACGCAUCGUUUAACCGAAACCAAAACCAUCCCUGAGCUCAUAAUCGCCGACUUAAACCUAACCAUCUUAAAGGUUAAUCUCGCUUCAUCCAACUUCUCUGACCUCCAAACCCGUCUUGGUCCAAACCUAACCCACUGUGAACGUUGCGCAUUCGAAGACUGUCUCGGGCUACUCGAUGACACCAUCUCCGACCUCAAAACCGCAAUCUCCAAACUCCGAUCUUCCUCUUUUGAGUUCAACGACGUCAGUUUGUUGCUCAGCAACGCCAUGACAGACCAAGACACGUGUCUUGAUGGUUUCUCGACAAGCGACAAUGAGAAUAAUAAUGAUAUGAUGUAUGAAUUGCCUGAGAACUUGAAGGAGAGCAUCUUAGACAUCUCUAACGACCUUAGCAACUCCCUCGAUAUGCUUCAGAUGAUCUCAGGGAAGAACUCUACCCUAGAAUCAUCUGAAGUUGACGUUGAGUACCCGAGUUGGGUCUCAAAGAAUGACAAGAGACUCCUUGAGGCUCCAGUACAAGAGAUCACCAAUUUUAAUCUCUCAGUGGCGAUUGAUGGUACCGGAAACUUCACAACCAUUAAUGCCGCCGUCUCUGCCGCUCCCAACAAGAGUGAUACUAGAUUUAUUAUCUAUAUAAAAGGUGGGGAAUAUUUUGAGAACGUCGAAUUACCGAAGAAGAAGACAAUGAUAAUGUUUAUCGGAGAUGGUAUCGGAAAAACAGUCAUAAAAGCAAACCGCAGCCGCAUUGAUGGAUGGUCAACAUUUCAAACUGCUACCGUUGGCGUGAAAGGUAAAGGUUUCAUAGCUAAGGACAUAUCCUUCGUGAAUUUUGCUGGACUGGCCAAAGAACAAGCCGUGGCAUUGCGAAGCGGCUCUGAUCACUCUGCCUUUUAUCGUUGUGAGUUCGAUGGUUACCAAGACACCCUUUAUGUUCAUUCAGCCAAACAAUUCUAUCGAGAAUGCGAUAUAUAUGGUACUAUCGAUUUCAUAUUCGGCAACGCGGCUGUUGUGUUCCAGAAUUGUAGUCUUUAUGCUCGUAAACCAAAUCCUGAACAUAAAAUUGCAUUCACCGCUCAAAGCCGCAAUCAGUCAGACCAGCCCACCGGUAUAUCUAUCAUUCAUAGUAGAAUCUUGGCCGCACCUGAUUUGAUCCCUGUGAAAGAAAAUUUCACGGCGUACUUAGGUCGACCAUGGAGAAAAUAUUCUAGGACGGUUAUCAUAAAAUCAUUUAUUGAUGAUCUCAUACAUCCUGCUGGAUGGUUGGAGUGGAAAAAAGAUUUUGCACUUGAAACCUUAUAUUAUGGAGAGUAUAUGAAUGAAGGGCCUGGGGCAAACAUGACAAAUCGGGUCACAUGGCCCGGUUUUCGACGCAUCGAAAACGAAACGGAGGCAACCCAAUUCACCGUCGGUCCAUUUAUCGAUGGUAGCACAUGGCUUAAUUCAACCGGCAUCCCUUUUACUCUCGGUUUCUAAUCGUUAAAAUUACUAAUAAUGAAGCAAUUUGUUGUAACCACCAUAUUGGAUCGUAAACAUGGG
Molecule: messenger RNA, 2164 nt
Organism: Arabidopsis lyrata subsp. lyrata
Lineage: Eukaryota; Viridiplantae; Streptophyta; Magnoliopsida; Brassicales; Brassicaceae
Product: probable pectinesterase/pectinesterase inhibitor 39
Exons: 3
Coding region: 506-2101 (531 amino acids)
Biological process (GO): cell wall modification
Molecular function (GO): pectinesterase activity; pectinesterase inhibitor activity
Source: RefSeq, a predicted model, not a curated record